UAAUCUGUCGGAAGAUGUCGCUGUUCUCUCUUCUCCGCAGUCGGAGCCUCUCCUCUUCGCUCCUCUCCUCUCCAUGAGUGGACCCCUUCUUUUCUAUUAUAACAAGAGAGGGAAUGGGACGGAGAGAGAUAGAGGUGGGCAGAGGUGUGACUGCCGGACAGGCAGAGGCAGAGGGACACGUUGAGAGCCAGCUGGGCAUUUGCCACAUCCAGUUUUAAUUUAGUUUUUGUUUUGUUUUUCCUUUAAAGAAAAACUUUAGUUUUCGUGCGUAAACGGGCUCCAGGUUCCAAAUCCUUUAGAGUUGUGCUUCACUUUGAGACUGAGCAGAGUAUUUGGAGUUAGUGGUCUGGGUGGAGUUUUCUUUGACUCCGCUAGAGUCCCUGCGGUGCUCGGAUUACAAUGCAAAGGAUUUUGGAGAUUUGGGUCACCUUGGUGACAGUUUCCGCGCUGACCGAGCGCGUCUUGGGAGGAUACGGGCUCAGCAUGUUCGCUGCGCAGUCGUCCCCUCCGGACCCGUGCUACGACGAGAACGGGAACCCCCGGAGAUGCAUCCCCGACUUCGUCAACUCCGCUUUUGGGAAGGACGUGCGCGUAACCACCACCUGCGGCAACCCGGCCGCCCGGUACUGCGUGGUGACCGAGAAGGGCGAGGAGAGGACUAGGGACUGUCACACGUGCGACGCCGGGGACCCCAAGAAGUCCCAUCCACCUGCGUAUUUGACGGACCUCAACAACCCUCACAACCUCACCUGCUGGCAGUCUGAAAACUACGUGCAGUACCCGCAGAACGUCACCCUCACCUUGUCGCUGGGUAAAAAGUUCGAGGUCACCUACGUGAGCCUGCAGUUCUGCUCACCGAGACCGGAGUCCAUGGCGAUCUACAAGUCCAUGGACUACGGGAAGUCGUGGGUGCCGUUCCAGUUUUAUUCCACGCAGUGCAAGAAGAUGUACAACCGGCAGAACAAAGCGGCGAUCACCAAGCAGAACGAGCAAGAGGCGAUCUGCACGGACUCCCACACGGACAUGCACCCUCUGACGGGCGGGCUCAUCGCCUUCAGCACCCUGGACGGCAGACCGUCGGCGCACGACUUCGACAACUCCCCCGUGCUGCAGGACUGGGUGACGGCCACCGACAUCAAGGUGAUCUUCAGCCGGCUCCACACCUUCGGCGACGAGAACGAGGACGACUCGGAGCUGGCCCGCGACUCCUACUUUUACGCGGUGUCCGACCUGCAGGUCGGGGGCCGGUGCAAGUGCAACGGGCACGCGUCGAAGUGCGUCAAGGACCGGGAGGGGAAUCUGGUCUGCGAGUGCAAACACAACACGGCGGGACCGGAGUGCGACAGGUGCAAACCUUUCCACUAUGACCGCCCCUGGCAGCGCGCUACGGCCAGAGAAGCCAACGAGUGUGUCGCCUGCCACUGCAACCUGCACGCCCGGCGCUGUCGUUUCAACAUGGAGCUGUACAAGCUGUCGGGCCGAAGGAGCGGCGGGGUUUGCCUCAACUGUCGUCACAACACAGCGGGACGCCACUGUCACUACUGCAAGGAAGGCUACUACAGGGAUCUGACCAAGUCCAUCGCCCACCGAAAGGCUUGCAAAGCUUGUGAUUGCCAUCCAGUUGGAGCAGCAGGGAAGACGUGCAACCAGACAACAGGGCAAUGCCCCUGCAAGGACGGCGUGACCGGGAUCACCUGCAACCGCUGUGCUAAGGGUUACCAGCAGAGCCGCUCUCCUAUCGCGCCCUGCAUCAAGAUUCCAGUUGCAUCUCCCACGGCAACUUAUAGCAGCUACAACGAGCCGACAGAUUGUGAAUCUCACUGUAAAGCGUCCAAGGGGAAAAUGAAGAUCACCAUGAAGAAGUACUGCAAAAAAGACUUUGCCGUCCAAGUGCACGUGCUGAAGGGAGACAAGACGGGCGAGUGGUGGAAGUUCACCGUCAACAUCAUUUCUGUCUACAAGCAAGGCGAGCACCGCAUCCGGCGCGGGGACCAGCUGCUGUGGGUGCGCGCCAAGGACGUGGCCUGCAGAUGCCCCAAGAUCAAGCCCGGGAGGAAGUACCUGCUCCUGGGCACCGACGACGACUCCUCCGGGCAGAGUGGCGUCGUCGCCGACAAAGGAAGCCUGCUCAUCCCCUGGAAGGACCUGUGGGGCCGCCGGCUGAGGAAGUUCCAACAGCGUGACAAGAGGGGAAAGUGCUAAAAGUGGCUGGAGAGGGAAGGGGAGAUGGAGGAGGAGGAGGAGGAGGAAGAGGCGCAGGCAGAGUGACACCUCCACUGGGAUGAAAUCGAGGAAGAGGAAAAGGAUGGAUGUAAAAAAAAAAUAAAAAAUAAACUGGAAGAUUUAAAAAUAGAGAGACACAGGUGAUAAGUAGGAGGGAUGGGGGGAGGGGAAGGACUGAGUGCUGCUGCUCGAACCAGAGCGAAGAGAUUAGUGUUCUUUUAGGAACUUUUGUGAAGGAGCUCAUUCCAGUUUUUCUGUUCGUCUUUCAAGGUGUUUUGUUGUAUAAUUGCAGAGUUUGCACCUCAUGUUACAGAUACGUCUCAGCCUGACUAUUUUACCCAUGAUGCCAUUGUCAGUUGUGCAUUUUCCCGCGUCACCCCUUUUUUUUUGUGUCUUCAGAGGAUCUGUUUCCACUGUGCUGUGAAAAUCAUUGCCAAGUGAUGAGUUAUUGCGUGGCCUUGAGGGACUUGUGUCUGAUAAGUUGCCAGAGAAUGUUUUUUGCAACAGUUUAAAGUAAAAAAAAAAGAAAGAAAAAAAGUCAAAUUGUGCAGUUUUUCCCCUGCUCACACGUGCGCGUUACCUCAGUGAAAACAACUUAUCGUCGCGGGAACAAAAUGCCACGACGCUCCUCUCCUCGUUCUGUACAAUGCUCUCGUUACAUCCAAGCCUUCGCUUCGUGCUUCUAGAUGUAUCGACACGAUGUUGUGGUUGUGACCUCUGCAAUAUAAAGUAACCAUACGUGCAUACAUAGACAUUAUUUUUUAGUAGAUGAUGCCGUAGACAUAGAGUAGACUUGUCAACCAUGCACUUAUUUUUACUAGAAGUUUUAGAACAUAUGAGAUAUGUUCAUUUUUUUUCUUUUUUUUUUUUUAGAGUGGCAUCCAAAAACAAAAAUAAAUAUCCCAUAUUGUACCAUUUUAAGCAAAAAAAAACAAACAAAAAAAAAAAACUGUAAAGCUCACUGAUGCCUGUAUGGACUGAUGUUUCUGACUUUAACAACAAUGUUCAGAAAAGUCAGAAUUUAGUGUUUUUUUUUUCUUGUCUAAUAAAAGGACUAAAUGUAAGUUCCCAGACAUUUGCAAAGUGACCUAUCAAGCGAAACCUCAUACUGCAUGCUCACUAUUUACUGAAGCCGACCGGCUAAUUGUGAAUUACUAUACAGUAUUCAGUGUUGUGGGAAAAUAACCUGUGGAGUGAUACAUAUCACAGAUGUUUAACGUGCAUCCAGCACACUGUGUCAAACGUUCGACAACCUCAAAGCCACUUUCGGAGGACUGGAAGACUUGGUACUCGACAAAAAAAAACAUAAAAAAACAAAAAAAAAAGGCAUGACGGAUUGUCUACGUGUUCUAUAGCUGUAUAAUAUUACUGUUUUUUUUUUUUUUGUUAUUGUUGUUAAAAUAUUAACUAGAUUUAUCUCCAUGUGAACUUAACCAGAGUUUUUAAAUACUUAAUAAACGGAAAGACAAAUAAAUGAAUGUCAAGACGAAUUUCUCACCUGAGUUAUAUGAUCCCCACGCGUAAAAGUACAUAAAAUACACACAUAAAUACAGGAGUACACGUCAGUGCUCUGUGCAUCAUACUGUAUUUUUUCUGAUAAAUUCUCUCAAGUGCGGAAAAGGUACCCGACUCUUGUUCUCCACAAACGCCACGUCUCAGUAAUUAUCUGCUCAUGUUUAUACACUCGACUUGUAAAUGUUGUUUAGCGGUGUCCACUACAAAAGGUUGUGUAAUGUCUUGUAAUACUAAUAUAUUAUGUUUAUCACAAAUGAAUAUAUUUAAUGACACAUGAAACAGUUCUGUGGUGUUUUACUGUUGAUCUUUUGUUUUCUUUUUCUUUCUUUCUUUUUUUUUUUUUUUUACUUUUGCAUAUUUGGAUUGUAGACGGCUGUAAUGGCAUGGUGUUGGUAAGUGUUUGGCUACUGAGCCGCCUGAUAGAAGUGAAAAUUAAUUCAUUUGAAAUAAAGCUGUGUGAAAAUGCAACGUGAGGACGAUCCCAGCUCAAAUCCCA
This is a messenger RNA of Mugil cephalus (flathead mullet), 4234 nucleotides long. RefSeq names its product netrin 1b (gene ntn1b). Gene Ontology annotation, molecular function: protein binding. The transcript is spliced from 7 exons. The coding region runs from base 400 to 2202 and encodes 600 amino acids. NCBI's taxonomy places the organism in Eukaryota, Metazoa, Chordata, Actinopteri, Mugiliformes, Mugilidae. The record is from RefSeq and is a predicted model, not a curated record.